AUGUUUCUUUUGAUUUUUCUUUUUCGUUUUUCUAUCAUUUUUCUUUUUUCCGUUUCUAUCAUUUUUUCUGUUUAUACCAUUUUUCUUUUUCUAUCAUUUUUCUUUUUUCUUUUUUUACCAUUUUUCUUUCUUCUUUUCUAUCAUUUUUCUUUUCUAUCAUUUUUCUUUUCCUAUAAUUUUUUCUGUUUCUACCAUUUUUCUUUUUCUAUCAUUUUCCUUUUUUCUUUUUCUAUCAUUUUUCUUUUUUCUUUUCUUACCAUUUUUCUUUCUUCUUUUCUUUUUCUAUCAUUUUUCUUUUUCUAUCAUUUUUCUUUUUCUCUCAUUUUUUUCUGUUUCUAUCAUUUAUAUUUUUAUUUUUCUAUCAUUUUUCUUUUUUCUGUUUUUACCAUUUUUCUUUUUUCCUUUCCUAUGAUUUUUUUCUAUCAUUUUUCUUUUUUCGUUUUCUAUCAUUUUUAUUUUUUAUUUUUUACCAUUUUUCUUUCUACUUUUCUAACAUUUUUCUUUUUUCCUUUUCUUUUUUCCUUUUCUUUUUUCCUUUUCUUUUUUCCUUUUCUUUUUCUAUCAUUUUUCUAUCAUUUUUCAUUUUCUAUCAUUUUUUUUCUGUUUUUACCAUUUUUCUUUUUUCCUUUUCUAUAA
Messenger RNA from Acanthosepion pharaonis, 636 nucleotides. Lineage: Eukaryota; Metazoa; Mollusca; Cephalopoda; Sepiida; Sepiidae. The record is from the annotation of a GenBank genome assembly.